This is a messenger RNA of Camponotus floridanus (Florida carpenter ant), 1403 nucleotides long. RefSeq lists its product as uncharacterized. Lineage: Eukaryota; Metazoa; Arthropoda; Insecta; Hymenoptera; Formicidae. The record is from RefSeq and is a predicted model, not a curated record. Gene Ontology annotation, cellular component: plasma membrane. The transcript is spliced from 9 exons. Gene Ontology annotation, molecular function: odorant binding; olfactory receptor activity. The coding region runs from base 50 to 1249 and encodes 399 amino acids. Gene Ontology annotation, biological process: sensory perception of smell; detection of chemical stimulus involved in sensory perception of smell.
CCAGUAUCUUUUCUGCAUUUGUCAAACGUAUCUCGAUACUCGUGGAGUGAUGAUCUGCAUCGAUUGUCUGCAUAUGAAUCUUAAUCGAAUGCUGUUACUCGCGGUUGGCCUGUGGCCUUAUCAACAAUCGAAACUUGUCCAAUUUCAAUUAAUCUUAUUUUUUACCAUUUUGAUAACUUGUAUAAUAUUUCAGUUUACAACAUUUGCAACAUCAAAAUGUACUUCUAGUCUUCUCAUCAACGUUUUUUCUUCUGCAUUAUUUUAUAUUUAUUUUCUUAUUCUGUAUAGUUGGUUUCAUAUUAAUAUGGAAGUUGUGAAGUGUUCGUUGGAACAAUUGCAAAACAUGUAUAAUGAGCUAACGGAUAAGAAUGAAAUCACUAUUAUAAAAAAGUACGGUAACUAUGGAAAACGCUACACAGCUGGAUUAAUAUUGACUGUUGUAUUCUUUGCACCGAGUCUAGGUUUGUAUCUACAUUGGCCAUAUCUUGUCAAUCGUUUAUUACCUAUAAACGAUUUUCGAUCACGUUCUUCUCUGUUUGUUACCGAAUAUUUUAUCGAUCAAGAAAAAUAUUCCUAUUUAAUUUUAUUCCACACACUGACGGCUCUAUUCAUAGGAAUAAUCACAAUAAUAGCGACAGGAACAUUAUUUAUAGUCUAUGCACAUUAUGGCUGCGGAAUGUUUCGAAUCACAAAAAUUGUUUGCAGUUAUCGUAUCGAGCAAGUAAUGGCAAUCGAUACUUUACAAAAAAAGAGUAUUCUACGAAACAAGAAUUUGAUUUACAAGAAAUUAAUUCGUGCUGUGGAUAUGCAUCGCGAAGCUAUGAGAUUCUCAGAAUCAUUCGUAUCUAAAUUUAAAGUGAUGUUCUCCUGCCUCAUAGCAAUUGCAGUCGCAAGCGCAAGUCUCAAUCUUUUUCGAAUUUCACAGGCACUUUCAUUCGGAAAUAAUGUAGAUGAACUUUUAUUUCCCUUGAUAACCGUGGGCAUUUAUAUAGCGUAUAUAUUAAUAGCCAACAUUAUGACGCAAAAAAUUAUGGAUUAUAAUAAUAAUGUGUUUGAUACUGCAUACAAUAUUCAGUGGUACGCAGUUUCUCUAAACGUACAAAAGAUGAUACUGUUCUUAUUGCAAAGAGGUACCAAAGUUUUUAGUUUAAAUAUUGCUGGAUUGUUUGUGGGAUCAUUAGAAGGUGCAGCCAAGUUAUUGAGUACCAUGAUGUCAUUCUUCACUGUUCUGUAUUCUACGCGAGUUUGACGCAAGAUGUGUCGAUUAAUAGUUUAAUCAAUCAAUAGGAAAAAAAAAUAGUUAAUUAGAUACAAGUGAUAUUAAUUCCUCAGAACACUUAAUUGAUCGAAUUAAACUUUAAGAGAUAAUGUAUAAUUGCUCAGGAAAUAAAAAUCAUAAAAAU